Molecule: messenger RNA, 690 nt
Organism: Drosophila kikkawai
Lineage: Eukaryota; Metazoa; Arthropoda; Insecta; Diptera; Drosophilidae
Product: protein Nazo-like
Source: RefSeq, a predicted model, not a curated record
CUUAACAAUCCGCCCAGCAAAAGGCUUGUGAUCAAUCAAAGACUUGCUUAACACAGGAAUCGUGUAACUAUUGGAAAACUCUCAUCACUGAGUAAGGGAUGUCUGCAAAUUUUUUUCUAUUAAACUGAUAAGAACAAGUGAUUGCGAUUCAGUUGCUAAAAAGAUCUUAAGCUACCUAGACUUAUUUCUAAAGAAAUUAAAUUAAUAUGUCCGUAAGCACCCAAGAACUCAUAAAGGCCCUGUCCAUUUUGGUCGACAACGAGAACGUCCAGGUGACAUUCCAGGAGUCCGCCAAGGGAGCCGCAGUCUGCGUCCUUUCCGCCUUGCUCGGUGGCCUACUGCUGGGUCCCCGUGGGGUGGCGUUGGGUGGAGGCAUUGGAGCCAUUGCAGCCUAUGGUUUGACCGAAGGAAAGUUCAAGCCGCUGAGUGAGAUCAUAGCGAGUGACUUGUCCAAAAGCGAGCGCGAAGCACUAAGGGAUCACGUGGUUAAUGCGAUCUUCAAUAUCAGGCGCAUCGAUGCCGUUCAGGUCGUAGGACUAAUUCUGAGUAUCGAGGAUAUUAGAAAUUUCGCCCUAAACAAGGUUAGGUCCUUUGUUACCGAACGUAUGGGACUUACCAUUGUCGAUUAGUUAAUUUGUGUCAGAAAGAAUGAUGAAUUAAUGGCUAAAAUAAAAUAUUGAUGUAAUACUA